UACGCGAGCCCACGGCUCACGAGGGACGGAGGGAGGGGAGGGACGUCACGCUCCUCGCGCCCCCACCCUCCUAUACCAUCCCCUCCCCCUUUCCUCCCCCACGCGCACGCCCACCUCCGCACCGACGAAGCUUCCCCCCCGCACCACCAGCCCGGGGAACCCAUCGAGAGGCGGCGGCCGCUCCGGGAGCGAGGGAUCGGGAGGAACGGGGCCAGGCGGGGGCUCGGAGAUGUCGACGCCGGCGAGGAAGCGCCUGAUGCGCGACUUCAAGCGCCUGCAGCAGGACCCGCCCGCCGGCAUCAGCGGCGCGCCGCACGACAACAACAUAACGCUCUGGAACGCCGUCAUAUUCGGGCCCGAUGACACGCCGUGGGAUGGAGGUACGUUCAAGCUGACCCUGCAAUUCACAGAAGAUUACCCCAACAAGCCACCAACUGUUCGGUUUGUCUCAAGGAUGUUCCACCCAAACAUCUAUGCAGAUGGAAGCAUCUGCUUGGAUAUCCUACAGAACCAGUGGAGCCCUAUAUAUGAUGUUGCAGCAAUAUUGACCUCUAUCCAGUCCCUGCUGUGCGACCCGAAUCCGAAUUCUCCAGCCAACUCCGAAGCAGCCAGAAUGUACAGCGAGAACAAGCGCGAGUACAACCGCAAGGUGCGUGAGGUCGUGGAGCAGAGCUGGACAGCGGACUAGCGUCACCAGGUCCUGCAAUAAGCGAUGCCCGGAACGUCUCCAUUUCUGGCUUUGCUGGUCUGUACCACCGAACUAAAACAUUAAAAAAACCAUGGCCGUUGUGUCCCUGUGCUUGAUCUCCUGUUGUUUUUUCAGUGCGUGUGACCUGUUUGGUGAACUAAGGCAUGCUAGCCAUUGUAAAGAUUUUAUAUAUAGCUAGAAGUUGUUGCAACUUGCUAGUUUUUUAA
Molecule: messenger RNA, 915 nt
Organism: Hordeum vulgare subsp. vulgare (domesticated barley)
Lineage: Eukaryota; Viridiplantae; Streptophyta; Magnoliopsida; Poales; Poaceae
Product: ubiquitin-conjugating enzyme E2 2
Exons: 5
Coding region: 230-688 (152 amino acids)
Source: RefSeq, a predicted model, not a curated record